This is a messenger RNA of Chlamydomonas reinhardtii, 2258 nucleotides long. RefSeq lists its product as uncharacterized. Bases 25 to 1461 code for a protein of 478 amino acids. The transcript has 5 exons. The record is from RefSeq and is a predicted model, not a curated record. Lineage: Eukaryota; Viridiplantae; Chlorophyta; Chlorophyceae; Chlamydomonadales; Chlamydomonadaceae.
GAGACAGAUGACCAGCUCCAGGCUAUGAUGAAUCGAAUAGCCUUUCUCGCGCAAGAGGAGCUGCGCCUAGACCGCGACAUAGAAGCCGCUCGCCGCAAAGCAGCGGAAGCGUUGGCACGGCAGGCAACGCGGGACCAGGAAAUUGCGGCAACUGCCAAGGACGUGCUCGCGGUGAUGCCAACAGCCCCAGCGCCCAAGCUGCGGCCACAUACGGGCCGUUCUGCGCUCCUGGCCUCUCUGUCGGAAGGCUCGGGCGGUGCCGCCGCCGCGGCAGCCACCAGCUUGCGCUCCUCCGUAGUUGCCCAGAGCUCUUCCAAAAGCCUGGGCGAUGGUGCAGCAGGGGCACAUGGUACAGCAGGCGCAGGGACCACGGAGCGGCGAGGAUCGGGGGCAGCGGCGGGAACCAGCGGGCGGGCGUCAUUAGAGGGCCCCGGCGCAGGGGCUGCAGGGGCGGGGGCGCAUGGCAUGCCGCCGCGCGCCCCCAGCGCCUCUCGCGGGAGACCUCCGGUGCCAGUGGGUCGCGCGGCCGACAAACUGAACAAGCUGCCACCCGUGGCGCCGCCAGGCAGCACCUCCCUGCGCUCAGCCUCGCCGGGCGCCGCCGGGCGCCCACCCAGCGCCGCCCGCCCCGGCACCGCCUCGCGCCGCGGCACGUCCUCCUCCCCCGCCUCCGCCGCCGCCUCGCCGCCCACCUCCGCCCCCGGCGGACCCCUGCUGCGGCGGCCCUCCUCCUCUGGCUCCACGGGUUCAGGGCCACGGGGUGCAGCGACGGCAGCCUCAGCGUCAGUAGCAGGGGCAGGGGCAGGAGGGCCGGUCGUGUCAGCAGCACCAGCGCGCGGCUCCUCUGCGGAAGCGGAUCCGGACCUCGUGCUGGGAGCCGGCGCCGGCGGCGGCUCGCGCGCCAGCGGGCUGCAGCAUCUACCCGGGACAUCAGGGCACGGGCAGGGGCACGGGCAGGAGUGGGAGGGUGGUGAUCUGGGCGCAGGCGGCGCCUGGGCGGCGGGCAACGGCGGCGGCCGGAAUGCCAUGGCGGUCAUUCACGGCGGCGCGGGCGGCGAGGGCGCGCACGGAGCGGAGCUGGAUGCGGAGGUCAUUGAGGAGCUGGCGCACGGGCACGGGCACGGAUCAGCAGCGGGAGGAGCAGGGGCGGGCGGUGCCGGGCCGUCCGGGCUUCAGGAGUUCGCCACGGAGUCGGGGCGGCGUGUGGUGCAGGUCAAGGGCUCCAGCCGCAAGGGCGACGGGGGCGUCGUGUCCGCCGCGGGCGUGGGCUGGGGCAUGGGCGGGCGGCCGGGAGCCGCCGGCGCCACCACCAUUGCUCCCAGGGAAGCCAAAGCACUGCAGGCUGAGCUGGCAAAGAAGCAGUCGAUCUGGAAGGUUCGGAGGACCUUUGGUCUGGAUCCCACGCCCAUGUCAGACCGAACCGCACAGGUGGAGGAGCUGGGUGCCGGAGCCUGGCAAUAGCGUGGCGUGGUGCUAUGGAUGCAGUCAUGCAGGGGCAUGGCAGUAGCAAGGGGGCAUGGUUGCAUGGCAGUAGCGGAGAGCGGCUGUGAAUGCAGAGUGGUUGCAGGGCGGUUGCAGCGCAGUCUCAAAAGUUGUGGUCGUUUGACUUUGAUGGACUGCCGUCGGGCUUGGCGUAGGUAGGAGCACCAGCAGAGUAGGGCGGGAAGGCAGCUUGGGCAGAGGCAGGAACAGGCAGGAGUGAGUGAGGGAAUAGCUGGCACGUAUAGGGUUGGCGCGGGAGUGUACCAGUGCGCACGCAGCCGUGCAAUUCACAGUACCGUUUGACAAACGAUGUAGGUCAUACGCUUUGGUGUAUAACUGAUGGCUCCAAACCUAAUGCCUAAAAUACAUUGAGACGGCGGCGACGCGGCGCUGGGAAGCGAGAAGGUAUUGGAGCCGGCCGUGGCUGACGGGGCAGCUGCCGGCAGCAGCUGGCCGGAAACGGAAGAGUUUAGCGUGGGCGGAGGCGAGGCGUCGCAGUGACCGGUAGCGACUGACCUAGAUUUACACUGACGUGGGUGUGAGGGAAGGGCAUUGGCACACCACAUGCCCCCACUCCGCCUCCUGGCGACCUUGGUAUGUCGUUCAUUUGCGCCUGCGUGCGAAUUAUUCAUCCAUAUGCACUAGUAGGCCUACAGUGCUCCUCGCGCGAUGCGAGGUGCGGGUUGGGCAACAGGAAGUCAGCUGGCGCGUGCACCAGUUGAUGACCAGCACUUUGGCAGUCGGUAUUCAACCUGUGUAUGUAAGGCUGGAGUCGU